AUGGAUAUGGGAAGCAGCCCUGAACAUGCGUGCAAGAUUUCCAUGUUGUGGAACUGGUACACCAUUGAUAGUUGUUUCAUUGCCAGGAGUUGGCAUGUUCGAACCAAAGGAAUGUUUGCUGGUACAUGUAUUGGGGUUUUCUUGAUGGUAUUCUUUUCUCAGUGGUUGGCACGAUUGGCUAAAGAAUUUGACAAAGCGGUAGAUUCUCAGCGAGUUGUUAGGUCUUUUCCAUUAGAAUCUGACUCUAGUGUGGACAAGAGUGGUGACUAUUGUGCUCCUCGAGCGCAGAAAGCCAAAACCAUAGAUCAGCCCAUUCUUUACACACUCAGUCAUAGAUGGCUCUUUCAACCAGCCAACGUUUCUUUCGUGAACCACGUUAUCAAGUGUGGUUUAUUCACCAUCCAAUGGGGUUUAUCGUACCUUAUCAUGUUGUUGUUCAUGUACUACAACGGGUACGUGAUUAUCAGCUGUAUUUUGGGAGCUUUUUUUGGAAAGAUGGCGUUUUCAGUGAGUGAACCACCAGCGUUGGAGGAGGUUUCGUGCUGCAAGGAAUAG
Messenger RNA from Meyerozyma guilliermondii ATCC 6260, 555 nucleotides. Its product is annotated as copper transporter family protein. Gene Ontology annotation, molecular function: copper ion transmembrane transporter activity. The transcript has a single exon. Bases 1 to 555 code for a protein of 184 amino acids. The record is from RefSeq and is a predicted model, not a curated record. Gene Ontology annotation, cellular component: membrane. Gene Ontology annotation, biological process: copper ion transmembrane transport. Lineage: Eukaryota; Fungi; Ascomycota; Pichiomycetes; Serinales; Debaryomycetaceae.